AUGCUAUUUAGCUGUUGUAUAUUUCUUCAACUCAUUAUUCUUCAAUCGACUAUUGCUAAGCAUCACCAUGUAGCUAUUACUGAUCAUAAUACGAUUAUAUCAAUUUCAUCGAUACUUGGCAGUCAAUUAAUAUUCAAUGUUGAUACAUUCAAUGAACUAAGAGAUGGUAAUAGUUCGACAACAAUUAGCUGGUAUAAAGGUAGUACUAAUCUAAAACCAUUAAUAUCGAAUUCAGUAUCAAUUCAAUCACGUUAUAAACUAAUAAAUCAAACAAAACUUACUAUUGAACAGACGUUAAUUGGUGAUGAAGGAUUUUAUACAUUAAAAAUUCAAACUGAUAUUAAUAUCUCUAAACAUUAUCUCUAUCAUGUAAUUCUUUUUACACAAAAUCUUUCACUUUCCAUAUAUCCAUACUCCACUUAUCAUGCUGAACAACAAAUCAAUUUUACUUGUUCAAUAUAUCUAUAUGCUGAUCGUAUUUACAUGGAACAAUCACGUUCUUUAUUCUUAUCUACAUGGUAUAUGAUUAUUUACAAUAAUGAUCCAGAUUCUUAUGAAUUACUUUCAUUAUCAUCGAAUUCUUAUCUAUAUAAAGCUUAUAUUUUCAAUUAUGAACUUAAUCGAAAUGAUCAUAAUCAAACUGUAUCUUGUAUGCUUAUUCAACAAGAAUUACAACAAAUAGUUAUGCUUAAUUUUACUCGAAUAGAUCUAUUAAAUAUUGAAUAUAAAGCAUAUUUACGUGGUAAUUAUUAUUUCAUACGUUCAUUUAAUGCUUAUUCAUCAAUUGAAAUAAAUUGUGAAGAAUUUGAUGCAAAUCCAAAAGCAGUUUAUACACUUAUAUGGAUAUUAAAUGAAAUAAAUAAAACAUUAUUAAAUAAAACGCAUCACGGACGAUAUCUUAUUGAUAAUGCCACUUGGCAAAAUCGAGGAAUUUAUAUAUGUUAUGCGGAAAAUUAUCUUAAUAAUAAUCAACCUGUACAUCAAUCAUUUCGUCUUAAUAUUUGGUUUCAUGAACAUCAAAAAUUAAAAUCUUCUUCUCAAUUAAAAUUAUUUUCUUUAACAAAAUCAACACAAUCAAAUACAAAUCAAUCGAUGAUUUUAAUAAUUUUCAUUAUAAUUUUUUUCCUUGCUUGUCUUUUUUUCAUUCUAUCACUCUAUUAUUUUUGUUUACAAUAUAAAUAA
Adineta steineri is the source of this 1182-nucleotide messenger RNA. Lineage: Eukaryota; Metazoa; Rotifera; Eurotatoria; Adinetida; Adinetidae. The record is from the annotation of a GenBank genome assembly.